Anopheles marshallii is the source of this 969-nucleotide messenger RNA. RefSeq lists its product as uncharacterized. NCBI's taxonomy places the organism in Eukaryota, Metazoa, Arthropoda, Insecta, Diptera, Culicidae. The record is from RefSeq and is a predicted model, not a curated record. The transcript has 3 exons. Gene Ontology annotation, molecular function: phosphatase activity. Gene Ontology annotation, cellular component: cytoplasm. Bases 1 to 969 code for a protein of 322 amino acids.
AUGGACCAGGAACGAAAGAUAACCAAGAACCUGGUGAAGCUGCCGAUUGAGGAGAAGGAACGUUUCUUCGACUCAUUCGACAUGGUCCAAACCGACUGUGAUGGUGUGCUGUGGCUUUUGUCAGACCCGUUCGAGGGCGUUGAACGAUCGAUUCGUGCAUUGCGAACCAACGGCAAGCGGGUGGUGUUUGUGUCGAACAAUAGUGUCCGCACGAUGGCGGACUACCGGGCCAAGCUGGAGAAGCUAACUGACCACACGCUAGACGACGAGGACGUGAUUCAUCCGGCCAAAGUCGUUAUUCAGUAUUUGCGUGCGAGAAAAUUUGAUGAUGCCCUGUGCUACGUCAUCGGUAGCACCAACUUCAAGAACUGCCUCAGGGAAGCCGGCAUUCAACUGCUCGAUGGUCCUGAUGAACCGUUGCCGGAAUCGAUAAGAGCAGUGACAGCAGCUAUUAACGAUAGGCAACCGGUAAAAGCGGUAAUAGUGGACUUUGACUACAACAUGAACAACAUCAAACUGCUCCGUGCUCAGCUGUACCUGCAGCAUGACGCCUUGUUCAUAGCGGGCGCGAUGGACACGGUCCUGCCGCUCGGUCCACGGAUGCGUCUCAUCGGUCCAGGGUGUUACGUGGAAGUGCUGCAAAAGCUAGCUGACCGUAAGCCGAUUGUGCUCGGCAAACCGGGGCGCGAGAUGAGCAACAUGGUGAAACAGAUGUACGCGAUCGAUAAUCCACGCCGGGUGCUGUUCGUGGGUGAUCAGCCCGAGCUGGAUGUUCAGUUUGGACACAUCUCCAACUACCAAACGUUGCUGGUCGGUACCGGGGGCGUCAAGGAGGAUGAUUUGCAGAGGUUGGCAGAGAGGCCCGAAUUGGUUCCCGACUACUACAUUGACUCGUUCGCCGGUUUGGAGCAGGUCGUGCGUGACGUCAUGGUGUACAAGGCGCGCAAUGGAGAAAAAUCUGGCCCCUAG